CGGAGCGCUAUUCAGUCGUGUUUAUAUUCGCGUAUGGUCAACCGCCUGACCAAUAACCAUGACUUUGAAAUUAAUAAUAUUUUAUUUACUAGCCUUGACUGCUUUAAAUGUCGAAUGUAAAACGGCAUAUAAAAUAUGUGUGCCAGCGCAAUACAUGAAACAAUGUGAAGAUAUGUUAGAAGUUCCCACCAAAAGCAAAGCUUUGUUAGAAUGUAUUCCAGCCAGGGACAGGAUGGAAUGUUUGAGCUUCGUUCAGCAAAGGCAAGCUGACUUCGUGCCAGUGGAUCCAGAGGACAUGUACGUCGCGUCCAAAAUUCCCAACCAGGACUUUGUGGUGUUCCAAGAAUAUAGGACGGACGAGGAACCUGACGCGGAAUUUCGGUAUGAAGCAGUCAUCGUAGUGCAUAAGGACCUUAAUAUAAACAGUCUGGACCAGCUUAAAGGCCUGAAGUCAUGUCAUACUGGAGUUAACAGAAAUGUUGGAUAUAAGAUUCCUCUCACGAUGUUAAUGAGGAGGUCGGUAUUCCCGAAAAUGACAGACCGCACAAUAUCACCCAAGGAGAAUGAACUGCGGGCGUAUUCCACAUUCUUCAAGAAGUCCUGUAUUGUUGGGCAGUGGUCGCCGGACCCCAAGACUAACGCUGCGUGGAAGUCUCAAUACAGCCAGCUGUGUGCACUUUGCGAGCACCCCGACAAAUGUGAUUACCCCGAUAACUUCAGCGGUUACGAAGGCGCUCUUAGGUGCCUCGCACACAAUGGAGGCGAGGUUGCCUUCACCAAGGUUAUCUUCGUGCGCAAGUUCUUUGGGCUUCCAGUAGGCACGAGCCCGGCUACACAGUCUACAGAGAACCCUGAUGAAUUCGCAUAUUUGUGCGUAGAUGGCUCCAAAGUUCCGAUAAGAGAUAAGCCAUGCUCAUGGGCUGCAAGACCUUGGCAAGGGUUGAUAGGACACAAUGACGUUCUCGCUAAGCUAACACCGCUGAGAGAAAAGAUAAAGCAGUUGGCUGUGGCUGGUGCCAGUUCCAAACCCGAAUGGUUCACCAACGUAUUGGGUCUGUCAGAAAAGAUCCACCACGUGGCCGACAAUAUCGCGAUCAAACCGGCUGACUACUUGAGCAAAGCAAACUACACCGAAGUUAUAGAGAGAGGCCACGGACCGCCGGAGCCCAUUGUCAGGUUAUGCGUAACAUCGAACGUGGCUGUCGCCAAGUGCCGCGCCAUGUCCGUGUUUGCCUUCAGCAGAGACAUCAGACCGAAGCUAGACUGCGUGCAGGAACCCACCGAGGAUGAUUGUUUGAAAAGCGUACGUGAUAACGGGUCGGACCUGGCGUCGGUGGAUGGCAUGCGGGUUGCUUCAGCGUCCAAGCAAUACAACCUGCACCCCGUGUUCCACGAAGUGUACGGAGACACCAAGAUACCAAACUAUGCCGUGGCUGUAGUGAAGAAGGACGCGUCCUUUAACAAACUCGACGACUUGAGGGGCAGACGAUCAUGCCACAAUUCAUUUGCAACAUUCAGCGGCUUGCAAGCGCCACUUUAUUUAUUAAUUAACAAACAACUCAUCAAAUCCGACCAGUGUGUCAAGAAUUUGGGAGACUUCUUUUCUGGUUCUUGCAUUCCGGGUGUUGACAAAGCCGAAAACAAUCCCAGAGGUGAGGAUGUCUCAAAACUGAAGAAACAAUGUUCAAAUGAUGGCAAUGCUGCAAAAUGUUUGCAAGAAAACAAAGCCGAUGUAGCAUUUGUAUCAAGUGCUGAUCUAGCAAACUUUGAUCCAUCUCAGUAUGAACUUUUGUGUCUUAAUCGUGAAGCGGGAGGAAGAGACAGUCUUUCAAACUUUUCAACAUGCAACCUUGCUAUGGAACCAUCCAGAACAUGGAUAUCAGCUAAAGAUUUCUUGUCUGAUGUCUCUAUAGCUCAUACACCAUUAAGCCUGGCACAACUGCUUGAGAAAAGAAGUGACUUAUUUAAUAUUUAUGGAGAGUUCCUAAAGAACAACAAUAUUAUUUUUAAUAAUGCAGCAAGAGGCAUUGCAACUACGGAAAAACUGGACUUUGAAAAAUUCAAGAUGAUUCAUGAUGUUCUCAGCACCUGUGGGGUUGCCUAGAUUUGAUGUUAAAAAUUUUAAUUUUUUAAAUAUAAACUCAAUACUCUAAUUUAUAAAAUUUAUUUCAUCACUUAAUAAAACAAUAAAUAAUACAAGAAUUGUUACUACUUAACAAUGAUACUGCAGACAUAUUCAAAUUAUUAUAUGUUUCUUUUUAAAUGUUCUAUAGAAUAAGUCUGAUGAAUAAAUUCUAUCAUUUAAAAACAAUAAAUAAUACUCAAACAA
Leptidea sinapis is the source of this 2329-nucleotide messenger RNA. RefSeq names its product transferrin (gene Tf). NCBI's taxonomy places the organism in Eukaryota, Metazoa, Arthropoda, Insecta, Lepidoptera, Pieridae. Gene Ontology annotation, biological process: iron ion transport. The record is from RefSeq and is a predicted model, not a curated record. Gene Ontology annotation, cellular component: plasma membrane; recycling endosome; extracellular region. The coding region runs from base 59 to 2104 and encodes 681 amino acids. The transcript is spliced from 15 exons.